Eremothecium sinecaudum is the source of this 882-nucleotide messenger RNA. Its product is annotated as HHL102Wp. The transcript has a single exon. NCBI's taxonomy places the organism in Eukaryota, Fungi, Ascomycota, Saccharomycetes, Saccharomycetales, Saccharomycetaceae. The coding region runs from base 1 to 882 and encodes 293 amino acids. The record is from RefSeq and is a predicted model, not a curated record.
AUGUUAAACACUGUGGAAGAAACUCCUGUAAAGCAAGAUUUAGGUAGGAAACAGAAGUUAAGAGAUGCGAUUCUUCUAAGUACUCCUGGAUGGCUAAAUGCAGAGGCUUCGAGUCCAGUCAAAGCAGGUAAUGAUGCUCAGAAGGUUCGAUUAUACUUGAAAGAGCUGAGCUCUGCUCUUUUGAAUAGUGGAAAAGUCAGCAGUAGUAUGCAGGUGUUGGUUGAUGAAAAGUCUUUUGUUGAGGAAGAGAGAAAGAGAUCGAACUCAAGAAGCGUCGAGCGGGAGUGGAGGGGUCUAAAUCUGUCACAGGAAGUCUUUUCUGGGCUUGGGGAGUAUGGUGGGCGAAAACUGAGGCGACUCAAUAUUUCGGUGCCCAUUGAGAUUCGCAGCGAUGAGGAAAUGGAUGAUGGGGAUAUAUCAAUUGGAUCCAUUGUUGCUGAAGUUUCCGAUGUUGUUGAUGAUUUAUCUGCGGUUGGUGAUCUUUCCAGUCCGAUAAAUGGAUAUCGAGGAGAGGAUCUCGAGGAGUUUGAGGAAAUUGAGGAUAAUAUGCCAAGUUCUGCUCCAAUGCUGUCCGCGAAGAGUCUUCGGGCUUUGGUUACCUCUAUUGUUAACGAAGGAAAUUAUGCCAUGCCGCCUGAGGCGGUUAAGAGACUGCGAAAGCUUUCAGGUGUGCUUGCGCGGUCUGUAGCAGAGGAUAUCCAUGCGACCUGCAGCGAGAGUGGCUCGAAAGUAAUCGAUAGAGCGGUGUUGCUUCGCGUGUUUGAUAAGUAUGGUAUUAUCAAUGAGGAUGAUGUUACGAACCAGGACCUAUUUGGUCUUUGCCAGCGUUACCUCCCGGUAGAGGCUCUAAAUUCGCUAGAAUUACAUCUUUUCCAAGGCUAA